UAUCGAUUGUUGUAUUUCCACUGUUUUCAUGAAGCGUAUGAGGACCAGACUCAACUCGACAUCGGUCACUCGGCCAAGAAAUGCUACGAAGACUUCUCCGCUCGUCCUCCUUUGCUGUUACACCUAUGUAGCCAACUGGGUCUGGGCCGAUCGCAAACCCGCGGAGUACUCGAACGUUCCCUCCGUUGUCUAGCUAGCGAAACGCUCAUUCAAACCAGCAUGGGCCGUUCGAGCUCGCACAACAGUAGUAUGGCUGCCAGAGAUCGCGUUACCCGUCAGACAACCCCUCCAUCUAAGCCCACAGCGGCUCCACCGGUGCAGGGCUCAUCAGCAGUACCUGCCCCUCUCCCUACGGAUUUGGAGGCAUCCGGGAGGUCUGCUAGGCGUUCUGUUCUUCUGAAUUACAUCGGGGCGGCUUUGCAAUCUAUCCAGGGUAUACCAGACGAGCAAACGCCCACCCGACCAACUGGCACGACUAACACCCCGAGACCCGAAUCCGACGAGAGCAAAGUGGAAAUGCAGAACUUCGUCAAGACUGAGCAGCACAUGUCUGCUGACCAAAUCUUCAGACUUCUCCUCGUCAAACGACCGGGGACCGCAGUAGAGAUAUACGAGGCGUUUCGAGAGGCGAAGCGGUUCAGUCGAAUGGAGACUCUCAUCGCUUUGAAGUCAGCGUCUGGUGUGACGGCCGUGGACUUUCUGGGGGCUAUGCUCAGUGACGCUCGUCAAACCAAACACGACAUUCAGGCUUACCUGCGCGGCGAGCAUGCGAAUGCUCGUAAAGCUCUCGACGAAACCGAAUUAUUAAUGCAAAGCAGCGUAGCGCAAGACAUUGAGUGUAGCGGAUGGGCAGCGAUCAUUGAGAUGGAGGACGCCCUCUGGUCAGACAUCACUUUUGGCGACGGAAAGUCUUCAUCUCGUUAUUUAUGGUCGGUGUACGAUGAAGUAAUCAGGACACUGGAAUAUCAUCACGGGAGAGAGAAGGCGUUCGAAAAACUUACUAACUCUGCGAAAACGCGCCAGGCAGGGAAGAAACCAUGCACAUACCAAAGGCAGGAGCCUUCCAGCCCAACUUCACCAACACAAAAACUCAAUAGUAGAAGUUGGAAAAGCGCCACUGACACAGCUGCGUAUCGUCUUGGAAUGAACGGUCGGGGGAAAAUUGUGCUUCGUAUUUUCGCUAUGGUCAUCUGGGUGUCAGAAGGAAAUGAUGGAGCGUGGUCCUAUGAGAGUAGUGCAAGAAGAGGAUGGGAGAUGAGAGUAAAGGCGUAA
Messenger RNA from Tremella mesenterica DSM 1558, 1272 nucleotides. RefSeq lists its product as uncharacterized. The transcript has 5 exons. The record is from RefSeq and is a predicted model, not a curated record. Lineage: Eukaryota; Fungi; Basidiomycota; Tremellomycetes; Tremellales; Tremellaceae. The coding region runs from base 220 to 1272 and encodes 350 amino acids.